Alternaria burnsii is the source of this 570-nucleotide messenger RNA. RefSeq lists its product as uncharacterized. Bases 1 to 570 code for a protein of 189 amino acids. NCBI's taxonomy places the organism in Eukaryota, Fungi, Ascomycota, Dothideomycetes, Pleosporales, Pleosporaceae. The record is from RefSeq and is a predicted model, not a curated record. The transcript is spliced from 3 exons.
AUGACGGAGUCCUCCCCUGAGGACAUUGAAGACGCAUUCUUGUCAUCGAUUACAUUCAUCAUCAUGGGUACCAUCUUUCUCCAGUUCCUCAUCGUCUACCUCGCAAUCGAAAUAGCGUUUUAUAUUGUCCAACGAUUGGAGGGCACAGAGAUCGAUUGCGAGUUAGAAAUGUCAACCCCCCAGUCCCGUGCCGAAUCCCUAACACUCCUCAACCUCUCAUCCAUCUUCGGUCAGAAAGACGUAUCAACACGUAUGCAAGCCAUCACCGAUCUCUGGGUACCAAGCGCAGAGGUACUCUUUGUAGACGCACUAGGUGUUUUCAAAUCACACGAGGCCAUCAGUGAAAUGGUGAACAAAAUACAAAGUAUGGGCGAAGCGGGCGAUGGGUUUGUUGCUCUAGAUGAUGUUGAGUGCUUGAAACAUGAUGAUGAAGAUGACGUGUGGGUGACAAAGGUGAAAUGGGGUAUCAAGAGAUCUGGCAGUGGGGAGAUGGCGCUGGUGGGUGAGGAUAUCCUGACUAUCGUAGGUGGAAAGAUUAAGGCUUGUUAUACGUUUUUGGACUCGAAGUAG